Molecule: messenger RNA, 1761 nt
Organism: Racocetra fulgida
Lineage: Eukaryota; Fungi; Glomeromycota; Glomeromycetes; Diversisporales; Gigasporaceae
Source: the annotation of a GenBank genome assembly
AUGGAAAAUAGUAUUUUUAUCGAAAAAGCAGAGGAUUCAACCAUGUCAGCUUUAGUCGUUGAUAAAGAUGACUGGAAAUGGCCAUGCUUUGAUGAAUGGUAUGAUAAUUAUUAUGGCAAAAUGGAACGUAGGAUAAAAGUUGAAAGUAUCAGCAUUAUUCCCUUCGUGGUCAUAUAUCCACGUAAUGAUAAACCGUACGUUGAAGUAAGCUCCCCGCAAUUGAUAGAAAUCUUGCGAGAUAUCCUUCCAAAUAAAAAACCAUUUGACGAAAUUGACGAUGAUGAUAAGCCCAAAGUAGCUAUAAAGGCUCAAGAUUUAUUUCUUGUACUGGAGAAACUGAAAGAUGCUAUCAUAUUUAAUCAAUUUAAUCAAAUAUUAGACAUCAUGACUGAUUUAGAGAGCACUGUCCACCUAAAGCGUCUGGUUCGGUUCCUUGAGCAAGAAUUUAAACAAACUAUAAAAGCUCGUGAAGUAAUGAUUGCACAUAAAAAAGUUUCUAGGUGUGCAUUGUCUGGUCAGCAGGUCGGAGGUAUCAUUUCCUCAGUAGAUGAGGUAGUAACAUGUGCUGGAAAAUUUUUCAAGAUAAAUAUUAAAGUGAUUAAAUAUGAUGGCGUUGGAUUUAAGCGUUGCCAAAUAGAACGCAUUAUCGAAUAUUUCAAUGGUGAUGUGAGCUUCUCUGAUUUACCUGUUGUUCCAAUUAAGCUUUCGACUGCCGAAGAGUUUCUCAAGGAAAACAUAAUUGCAAAUGGUAAACAAUUCUUUAAGCUUACUCAAGGAAACAACUAUAUGAAUUAUGAAGGCCCAUUAUUGCGCGUGCGAAAUAUGUAUAUAGAGAAAAUUAGAGCUGACGGCCGUGUCAUGAUUGAUAUUCAAAGUUUUUCAGCUAUGAAUCCCGAUUAUCCAAUGGACGAUGACAAACCACCAAAUAAAUGUGAUAUUAAAAUGUUUAAAGAAAAGGAUACUUAUCUCAAAACUGAUGAUCUUGAUAAAGAUGAAAUUUCAAAAUUUUCGGAUAUUAUUUUUGAUUCGGAUGCUCUAGAUCAUAUUGUAAUGCCUCAAAAUAAGAAAAAUAUGCUUGAAGGGUUAGUAAGCCAAUAUCGUGAUCCUGCCCACACGAUUAGUUGUAAUGGACUUGUAAAUGGUGUAAAUGGUAUAAAUAUGCCAGAGAAGUCUUUAGAUCCUAUUACCAAUAAAGGUAAUGGAUGCAUUUUCUUAUGCUAUGGCCCACCUGGUACCGGAAAAACUUUGACUGCUCAAAGUGUAGCCGAAUACCUAAAACAACCAUUAUGGAUACUCACAGUACGCGAACUUGGAUCAACUCCUGAAUCGCUAGAAAGAGAGUUAGUUAAGGUUUUAGAUAUUGCUUAUACAUGGAAGGCUGUCAUUUUACUAGAUGAAGCCGAUAUCUACCUUGAAAAACGUAGCACAAUUGAUCUAAUUCGUAAUACUAUGGUUGGAAUAUUUUUGCGUCUUUUGGAGUACUAUCAAGUUAACAUGUUUCUUCAUUAUACCAAACUCGAUCUUAAUGGAAGACGCCAAAUUUGGUCGAAAUUUAUCAAGCGUGCUGAUCUACCUCUUAAGGCUGAUGACUUUGCUAAUUAUGAUUUGAAUGGUCGUGAAAUUCGUAAUGUUCUUCAUGCUGCACGAUUGUUGGCUAAGAAUAAAGGCAAAACAUUGUCUGCUGAAAACGUAAUUGAUGUUAUAAGCAUUGUUCAAGAAUUUAAACAAGAAACUAGUAAAAUGAGUCAAAAUGAUUUUUGA